Messenger RNA from Achroia grisella, 1746 nucleotides. It is a transcript of the gene CDC50, whose product is annotated as cell cycle control protein 50A. The record is from RefSeq and is a predicted model, not a curated record. Bases 141 to 1214 code for a protein of 357 amino acids. Gene Ontology annotation, cellular component: Golgi apparatus; plasma membrane; endoplasmic reticulum. The transcript is spliced from 9 exons. NCBI's taxonomy places the organism in Eukaryota, Metazoa, Arthropoda, Insecta, Lepidoptera, Pyralidae.
ACAGAUUUGUAGAAUACAAGUAUCUUUGGCGUAGCUCAUUUUUAAUUUAAUUCUUUAUAUAUAUAUAUAUAUAUUCGCUUAAUUACAUUUAUUUUUUCACAUAUAGAGUUUCAAAUCUUCAAGGGCCAUUAUUUAUUUCCAUGGCUACUUCUAGCGAUACAUCAGACCACAAUGUUAAAUCCAAAAGGCCUGCUGAUUCUGCGUUCAAACAGCAACGACUUCCCGCAUGGCAGCCUAUAUUAACUGCGGGCACAGUUCUCCCUACGUUCUUUGUAAUAGGAAUUGCCUUCAUUCCUGUUGGUGUUGGAUUACUGUACUUUUCAGAUGAGGUGAAAGAGCAUGUUAUAGAUUACACAUACUGUUUGAAAGAUGAUGAGAACAUAACCUGUGCGGAAUACAUAAAACAGAACUUCAUGGAACCUUGUACAUGUAGCAUUCCCUUCAAUCUUACGGAAGAUUUCAAAGGAGAUGUAUACUUUUACUAUGGCUUGAGUAAUUAUUAUCAGAAUCAUCGGCGAUAUGUAAAAUCCAGGGAUGACAAUCAAUUGCUGGGACGUUUGUCAUUAAAUCCAUCAUCGGACUGCGAACCUUUUGCAUAUGACAAUAAAAAAAGACCCAUUGCUCCAUGCGGUGCAAUUGCAAACUCCCUUUUCAAUGAUACCCUUACAGUGCAUUCCCAAGAACCGACGACAAAGGUUGUGCCCGUGUUAAGAACAGGUAUUGCGUGGGAUUCCGAUAAACGAAUUAAAUUUCAAAAUCCUCCCGGGGAUCUUAAAAGUGAAUUUGCGAACUUCUCGAAACCUGUAAACUGGCGCCUUAAUAUAUGGGAGUUGGAUCUCGCAGAUCCUAACAACAAUGGUUUCCAGAAUGAAGACCUGAUAGUGUGGAUGCGGACUGCCGCACUACCUACUUUCCGAAAGCUGUACCGGCGCGUCGAUCAUAGCAAAGUUGGUUUCAGUGAUGGACUCAUGCACGGCGCUUAUGUACUUGAAGUGGCUUACAAUUACUCCGUUAUUGAUUUUGACGGGCGCAAGUCAUUCAUAAUAUCGACGACGUCCCUGCUCGGUGGCAAGAAUCCUUUCCUGGGCGUAGCGUAUGUCGUCGUGGGCACGCUGUGUCUCCUGCUUGGCAUCGUGCUGCUAGUCAUACAUGUGCGCUGCUCCAAGAGCACUACAGAAAUGAUCAACGUCAAUCCUCGUACACCAUACUCCUAAUUUAUAGGAACAUAAUUGUACAAUAUAAACAGUACUGUGGGCUUAAAAAGCCUAUGUCGUUAUUACCAACCAAGAUAAAUAGGCCUCUGGUGCAUAGAGCGUUAAAUUAUUAGCGGACUGAUACAUUUUGAACGGUAGACAUUUCAAAAUAAAGUUCUUAUUCGUGUAAUUUGGAGUUUCAGCCCUCUGUCGUUAAUAUUAUGCACACCCAAUAUAAUGUAGGUAAGUGAGUUAGACAUUUUCUUAACAUUUUUCACUAUUUUAAUUAGAUAAAAAACUAUUAUUAUUAUAGCGUAUUUGGUAAGCACCCUACUGAAAAUAAAUUGUUAUGUUCAUGUUAAAAUUGUUUUACUUUAUAAUAAUAUUAUAUUUGUUAUAAAACAAACAAAAUCUUUACAUAAAAUAAUUAUGUAAAGUAACCCAUGAAAUUUGUUUAAAACUCUGUACAUUGAGGCAUGAGUACCGAUUGUUGCUGUACACAUGCUAUGCUAGAAGCUAAAACUCGCUAUCUGUUUGCAUUUAUUAUGACUAG